Oryza sativa Japonica Group (Japanese rice) is the source of this 4452-nucleotide messenger RNA. NCBI's taxonomy places the organism in Eukaryota, Viridiplantae, Streptophyta, Magnoliopsida, Poales, Poaceae. The record is from RefSeq and is a predicted model, not a curated record.
ACAAGGUGGCGGGCCGGCCGGUGGGGACGGAUCACUCCGACGGCUAGCGGAAGGCGCCGCCAGAUUGCGGGCCAAUUCAGCUCGAUGAGGCGGGGGCUCCCGGCGCAGAGAUUUUUGUCGGAAAGCAAGUGGCAGCAUCUGAUUGCAUCGAGUGUUCAAUACGAUUGCUUCGUGUAUUCCCCCUAACACAUACAGGAGCGUGCCAAAACUGUCAUCACAUUCCCCCUCAUCUGUAUUAGUUUUCAGAAUGAUGUAAUCUGUCGUCUAAUCCGGUUCUUGCUGGCCUGCAUCAUUGUCAAGUGACAAUAAUUAAAUUGGAGAAGAGAGCGAAGCAGAGAAGAGAAUAUCUCAGGCCUUAUGAAUAAGCAAGACUGCAGGAGCCUUAAAUUUCAUAAGGAGGAUAAGCUCGACGUGUAAGCUGACUACACCUGAUGGAUCUGGAUCAAGAAAUUAAAACUUGUAUAACUCAUUGUGAUUACAUGAUUCCAAUUUGGCAUUCUUGUCAGCCUAAAGUGACCCCCUACCUACAAGCAGUGGCCUUUCUCGGCCUCUCUUUAAUUGUCAUUAUCAUGUUGCUCUCUUUGACCACAACAUCUAAAAAUUUCAAUUUCGAGACAUAAAACAAGAUUCCAAGUUCGGAACUGUAGGGGCGCAUUCUUUUAUAAUUGGCACUAUCUUGCUGCCCUAUGUGAAACCCUUUCUUUUUGCAACUUAUUUUGAUGGAGAACAGUUGAUGGAAAUGGACCAGCCAAGCUAUCAGAACAGCUGAGAAGGAUCAGAAUUGCUCCCAGUUAUCACUUCAGGAGUUCAGGUGGGUAUUUAUUUUCUUCCCCUGUUACUUCUCCACUUUCGGCGUUCAUGCUUGGAUCAUAAAUGAACAUUGCAAAAGUGCAGAAGUUACUGGCAAUUCAAUAGGGACAAAUGUACAAUCUACAGUUUUCACAUACUUAAAUGCAUCCAAAUUUGCACUAGGACAAUGUUGAUUCUUGGACAACAAUAGUGAAUCAAUAACUAAUGUAACUGUGGUUGGCUUGAUGAUUUAGAUCCAAAACAAAACCGUCUACGAACACAAUCAAUAUGGCUAGCUGUUGUACAUGUCAGUACGGAUGGGAAGAACAAUUCCCAACUGUUUGCCUCACGUACGAUUAAUAUUAUUUUUCAUAGCAGAUAAACCAUGAUCACAAGAACACGGUUCCUAAUCAAGUUGGCCAGUGGCCACCAUGCCUCGUUGCUGCCUAAUUUUACUGCAGAGUCUGGAUGCAUUGCAUGCCUAUAUAUACUUGCUGGAUAGCUUCAGCAGCUAAAUACCUGAAAGUACAUCAUUGCAAAUGGACAGCAUCACAACUGUUCUUGCAUGUACGGCCUCGAUCAGCACAUUCACGGCCGUGGUUAACUCGAUUGAUCACGGACUGGAUAUAUCUCAUCAUCCAUUGAUUUGAUUCUGUCAUGUUUUGCAACCCUUCUCUGUUUUACUGAGGGGGUUUUGACACCAUCUGAUCUGGCCUUGUUGGAGAAUCUUUUGUUGCAUUUAGGUCCAGAUGGCUUCAACAUGUACUAGAUCUAUAUGCUCUUUGUGGAGUAAAUGGAAGCAGUUAAAAAAGCAAGCAGUGCAUGCAGCCAAUGUUAGUAGCAUGAGUCACUACACUUGGGAGGCUUUUGUGGUGAUCUCCACAAUGGCAGAAACACAUGAGAGGGCCCCUACCUGCCUCACUACUCACCUGUGAUUGUUCUUUCCCACACUAAUGAUAUCUCAACCAAUUCUUGGAAAGUUGGAGGAACAUUUGCUCCUAGGCCCCCAUCCUCCCAAAAGUUGGAAUCAUCACAUUGAGUGUGCAAAUGCAGUGCUACAAAUCUCACAUUUUCAGGUAAUAAAUUCACAGUGCUACCCUACCAUGUGUUUCUUUCAUGAGCGUUGGAUCAGAAAUGAAGAACUUGCAUAUCUAGGAUUAUCUGGUACGGUGGCACUAUUUCGGAUACUACAAAAUUGGUGAUAUUGCUCUAGAUGAGUUCUGGGACAGAAUGUGUGGGUGUAGGACCAUGAGGCCCUCAGUUUUGAACUUUUGAUGAUCUGAUCUAUUCAUCCAUAAUAGGUAAGAAGAAACCUUUAAAAUGAGAGAAGAGCAUUAUUGUUACACUCAAUGUAAAAUAUCAACAAACUGAUCAUAUGCGCAAAACGAUAUGAUUUUGAGGUAGUUUUACCGUUCACAAAUAGGUACCAAGAAGUAGCAUAGUUACCUCUCAGUGUCUCUUAAUUAAGAUCCCAAAAAAAUAUCUCAAAAAAUGGUGCCUGAGGUGGCACCAAAAAGUUAUCAAUUUUUAUUAUAGAAAAUAUGAUACCUCUAAUGACGACUCAAUGACCAUAAAAUUUAUAUGCGAUUUUCGUAGAACAAAAAUACGUAGAUAAUAAUUCUAGAUGAUCACCUAAGUUAAUUCUAAGAUUUGAACACCGAUGGGUGAUGGCUAGAGUAUUGGAUUUUAACCCUCUGCGUUUUGACAACCAAUAUAUAUAAGUGCCCUUUCAAACCCAACUUCAGGCUUAUUCGGUUUAAAGAAAUUUCAACAUAUAGGAAUAGGACAAAUGGAGAAAUAGAAAUACAUGUACACAUCAAUCCAUAGGAAUUUUUCAAACGGUUUGAGUGAAUGAAAAAUUCCCUACGUUCUCUCUCUACAUCUAGUAGGAAAGGGAAACUAUCUUUACUUUUCCUUUACUCGCAUUCUUACGAACCAAAUGACAUAUAUAAAAAUUACUUCAUCCGUGUCACAAUGACUUACAUUAUGAAACGGAGGGAGAGUUAUUCUUAUGAAUCCAAAUCUUUGUUUUCCCCGGUAGCGCGUCCCCCGUGGCGCCUUGGCCUACAUGUAAUGCCACUGAACCUCCACUUCACACCAACCAACCCCCACCCAUCGCUCUUUCCCCUCUCCCCCUCUCUGCAGCUUCUCUGGUCCGAACUAUCCCUACAAAGGAGCCACACGCAUAUCUCGCCCCGUUUCUGCUCUACAAGCCUAUUAUAGCACUGACAUGUAGUGUGUUUCGUUGCAUUGCAACCCCCGCUCCUGAAUUCUCUCACUCUCUCUGCUCCUCCCGUUUCCUGGACCUCGUCGUCGUCGUUGUGCGGGCCGAUGGGGAACCCGCCGGAGCUGUACUACAGGAUCCUCAACAUCUCCAGGGACACGUCGCCGAAGGAGAUCAGGGCGGCGUACAAGACGCUGGUCCGGCAAUGGCACCCCGACAAGCACCCGCCCUCCUCCAAGAACGAGGCCGAGGCCCGCUUCAAGGCCAUCACCGAGGCCUACGAGGCGCUCCUGGACCAGCAGGAGAACAGGGCGGCGUUCGGGGCGCGGGGCAACGUCGACGCCGUCGACGAGAAGGGAGAUAGGACUGCUGCCGCCGGCGGCGGCGGCGGCGGCGGCGCCACCACUACCGGCGGAGUCGGCGGCGACGGGCGUGCGCCGUCGUCGGCAAUGCCGCGGGCGCAGGGCGCCGAGAAGAAGAAGGCGCCCUCGGCGGCGGCGCCGCCGCCGACGAGGACCGCGCCGUGCGGCACGCCGGCGAGGGAGUUCAAGAAGCCGGUGCUGUACAGCUCGACGGGCCUCGGCGAGGCCGCAGGCGGCGGGCGGCGGCGCGCCUUCGCCGAGUUCUCGAGCUGCGUCGUGCGCAAGGCGCCGCCGCUGGAGCGCAGGGUGGAGUGCACCCUCGAGGAGCUCUGCAGCGGGUGCAAGAAGGAGGUGAAGUACACCCGCGACGUCGUCGCCAAGAACGGGCUGGUUUCCAAGAAGGAGGAGACGAAGACGAUCAGGGUGAAGCCGGGUUGGAAGAAGGGGAUGAAGGUGACGUUCGAGGGGAUGGGCGACGAGCGGCCGGGCUGCCUCCCAGGCGACGCCGUGUUCACCAUCUCGGAGAGGAAGCACAAGGUGUUCAAGAGGAAAGGCAACGACCUGGUGCUCAAGGCCGAGGUGCCGCUGGUGAGCGCGCUCACCGGCUGGUCCUUCUCCUUCCGGCUGAUCGGCGGCGAGAAGAUGAGCUUCACGUUCCGCGACGAGGUCAUCUCCCCCGGGUACGAGAAGGUGGUCGCCGGCGAGGGCAUGCCCGUCGUCGCCGCCGGCGGCGGCGGCGAGAAGGCCGCCGCCGCGCGCGGCGACCUCCGGGUGAAGUUCGACGUCGUCUUCCCCAAGAACCUCACCGGCGAGCAGCGCGCCGGCCUCGCCAGCAUCCUCAGAGCCUGUCCGUGAUCGAAUUACCACACGCAUAGUAGUACACAUUUUUACAAGUUUUUUUUUUUUGUUUCUACUCGUGUAGAAAAUUUUGGUUUCAUUUUUUGGUGUUGAUAUACUAGCGAUGGAUCGAUCGAUCGAUCACCCUGCAGGUGAGUACAUAAAGAUCGAGUAUGAGAUCUGAGCGACCGUUUUGACGCAUAUACGUAUAUAAAUACGGGAUGGUUGUUGCAGGAACAA